Adineta steineri is the source of this 657-nucleotide messenger RNA. Lineage: Eukaryota; Metazoa; Rotifera; Eurotatoria; Adinetida; Adinetidae. The record is from the annotation of a GenBank genome assembly.
AUGGCCGUAGAUAACAACUUUGCAGCUGUUUUCAGUAAAAUUACUUUGGCUAGCGAGUUGAAUGAUUUUUUAGCUCUUAUUAUGAUUGGCGAAGGUAUACUAGUUGUGCUAAUUGCAUUACUAGGUUGUAUCGGAUUACUAUGGUGCAAUCGCCGUUUACUCCACAUAUAUGCCACUGUUGCUACUAUUUUGAUGAUUCUUCAACUUAUUGGUUUUGGAAUUGCUUUCAGUUAUAAAAAUAGAUUCGAAAUCAUGUAUGAUGAUCCUUUGUUAGAAAUUUUUAUGAAUGCCUUUGUUCACAAUAAUACUAAAGCACAAGAAGCUUUUCAUAAAUUUGAAGAUUCAGUAAACUGUUGUGGUAUCAAUGGAAAGAAUGAUUAUGAAACAUAUGGUAUAACGCCACCUCCUUCAUGUUUCAAAAUUACAAAUACAAAGGGCUGUGUUAAAGCCAUUAAUGACAUAUUCGAGCAGAGCCUUCUAAUUAUUGGAAGUAGUUUAGGUGGUGUUUUAGUUCUCGAAGUGCUAUGUUUAAUUUUUACACUGAUAUUGGCAAAAAAACUCGUACAUGCCAAAGAAAAGACUUAUUCAUCAAAUCCUGGUGAAGUAAUUCUCGGUCUUGUACCAAGUCGACGUGCUAACUACCGAAAUUUUCAAUAA